This is a messenger RNA of Brenthis ino (lesser marbled fritillary), 627 nucleotides long. The record is from the annotation of a GenBank genome assembly. NCBI's taxonomy places the organism in Eukaryota, Metazoa, Arthropoda, Insecta, Lepidoptera, Nymphalidae.
AUGUCCAUGCUCCGAGAUAUAAUUGCGGAAUCUAGUAGUUCUGAAGAUGAAAAUGACGACCUAGUGCAGGUAUGGUUUCGAGUCUCCAAAAAUGUAGCCAAGUGGCUAACUCAACGAUUGCAAUCCUGGUUAAAACCUCCAACACCGAAAAAUAAAGCGGUGAGCCCAGUACAGCAAGUACUUAUCGCAUUAGAAUACUAUGCUUGUGGUUCAUUCCAAAGAUGUGUUGGUGAUACGGCUGGUGUGCAUAAGUCAACUGUAUCACGUAUAAUAUACAGAGUAAGCCGAGCAAUUGCAAUGAUCGGAGCAAUAGAUUGUACUCAUGUGCAAAUUAAAUCUCCAGAUGGCCCAGAUGCAGAAAAUUAUAGAAAUAGAAAAUUGAUAUUUUCUGUGAAUGUCCAAGUUAUCUGCGAUGCAAAAAUGUACAUAACGAAUAUUGUUGCACGAUGGCCUGGUAGCAGCCAUGAUAGCCAUAUUUUUAAUUCCAGUGUUAUCAAGGGCAGACUAGAAGAUGGUGAUUUUAAUGGAUACUGGUUAAUUGGUGACAAAGGCUAUGCAAUAAAACCUUAUUCGCUAACACCUCUUCGUAAUCCUGUUAGUGAUAGAGAAAAAUUAUACAAUGAAAGU